Molecule: messenger RNA, 3346 nt
Organism: Armigeres subalbatus
Lineage: Eukaryota; Metazoa; Arthropoda; Insecta; Diptera; Culicidae
Product: aminopeptidase N-like
Exons: 6
Coding region: 137-3250 (1037 amino acids)
Biological process (GO): peptide catabolic process; proteolysis
Cellular component (GO): cytoplasm
Molecular function (GO): zinc ion binding; peptide binding; metalloaminopeptidase activity
Source: RefSeq, a predicted model, not a curated record
AUCAGCAACAAGAGCAGAACAAGUGACACCAUGCCUCUUGAACAAAAAGCACCAUCAUCAACAACAACACAGCACCCGCAAAUAAGAGAUAACGGAUCGAUUUGUGGGAUAUUCAAAAGACCGCGGAACGGCUAGGAUGGAUAAAUUGGCUCCGGCAGCGCUCGCGGUGCUGUGUUUGGCGUGCUCCGCCAGCGCCCAGGUGGACGGCGAAAACUACCGUCUGCCGAACAACAGCUACCCGGUGCGGUACGACCUCGAGUUGACCACGUACGUUCACGAGGACGGCAGCGCGCGGCAGUUCCAAUUCGAUGGUAAAGUGAAGAUCGAGCUUGUCGUGAAGGACGAAGGCAACAGCAGUAUCACCGUGCAUUAUCGUAAAACCACCAUCACGCACGUCAAACUUUGGUCCCGGCUCGCGAACGGCACGGAUCAUGUGCUCCUGGAUGACAAUUCUAGCUUCACACUAGAUCCAACUCGCGAGUUUGUAACAGUGACGCCGCCAGAAGUGAUCCUCAAUGGAACUUACUUUUUGGAGCUUGAAUACAACGGCGAACUACGGGAGGACAACGCCGGAUUCUAUCGAUCGUCCUAUGUGGAUGACGAAGGCAAAACCCGGUGGCUUGCCACGACGCAAUUCUCCUCGACGGAUGCCCGCCAUGCGUUUCCCUGCUACGAUGAGCCGGGGAUUCGAGCCCCGAUCGGUUUGACGGUUAUUCACGGAUCAAAUUACACGGUGCUGUCGAACAAUCUGCCACUGGAUAUUUACGAAGGGCCGAUAGCCGGUUAUUCGCGCACCGUGUUCGAAGAUACGCCAGUCAUGCAACCCUAUCUGCUCGGAGUAAUUGUGAGCGAUUUUGUGUCGGUAUCGUCCGUGCAGUAUCCCCGGCAGGGUGUCUUCGCACGAUACAAUGCCAUCCGAAACGGGGAAGGUAACUUCAUCCUCGAGGCCGGAUAUAAGAUCCUUAAGGUGCUGGAGAGCCACCUGGAGACGGACUUUGCCCUGCCGAAGAUUUACCAGGUGGCUGUGCCGGACUUUGCCGCCGGGGCGAUGGAAAAUUAUGGACUGGUAACAUAUAAGGAAGAGAAAUUCUUCUACGAUAGUCGAUCAUCUCCUCUAAGGCAGAAGCACGAGAUUGUCACUGUGGUUGGGCAUGAGUACGGACACCAGUUUUUCGGAAAUAUGGUCUCUCCGGCUUGGUGGAGCUACCUCUGGAUGAAGGAGGGAUUUGCGCGUUACUUCGAAUACUUUGCAUCGGACUUGGCCUUUCCGGAGUUUCGCAUUCGCGAAACGUAUUCCGUUCAAAAAAUGCAAAACGCAUUUGAUUUGGAUUCGCUGGGAUCGUCGCGACCCAUGACGUUCUACGUCAAUACGCAAUCGGAGAUCGCAAACGUGUUCGACAACAUUGCUUACGAUAAAGGGGGCUCUAUCAUGCGAAUGUUCCAACACGCGUUUGGGGCGGAAACUUUCCGUCGGGCGUUGAUCAACUACUUACACACCAAUGCCUUCCAGGCUGCUCACCCGGAAGACUUCGCUGAGGCCAUCCAGCUGGCUCUGGACAAUGCCACAGAUGUAGUCCUCCCACCAUCCAUAACGGCGCUGGAUAUUCUCAAGUCGUGGACCGAACAAAGUGGAUAUCCCGUUCUGACCGUUUCCAGGGGUACGGAUCUACGGGUGUCUCUGAUCCAGGAACGCUACAUGCUCAAAAUCAUGGACACAAAAGAGUCGUCCUGGAUAAUCCCGUACAACUUUGCAACUGCCAAAAACCCUGAUUUUAACGUGACCUCCGACACAAGAUGGCUGCUCACCAACAGUACAAUCCUGGCAGCUGAAGGGUGGUCUGCAACAGAUUGGAUAAUCUUCAACAAGCAACAAACUGGCUAUUAUCGUGUGAAUUAUGAUGAGCGACUGUGGAAUCUGAUCAUCGAGCAGCUGGUGAGGAGUCCGGAAACCAUAAACAACAUUAACAGGGCACAGCUGGUGGACGAUGUUCUCAACUUUGCUCGUUCUGGGCGAUUGGGCUACGACACUGCUCUCCGAUUGAUUGCAUAUCUCUCGCGGGAAACUGAUUAUGUCCCUUGGUAUGCUGCCAACGCCAAUCUUCUGCUAUUGACCAGGUUGUUCUCGGGAUCUCCGAAGAUAGAAUAUCUCAAACAAUAUUUAUUGAGUGCAAUCAACCCAGUUUUCUCGCAACUAGGCCUGGCAACGCAAACCAGCGAUGAUCUUUUCGCCAGACAGACCAGAGAAAUCGUUUCAAAAUGGGCCUGUGCAAUGGGAUCCCAGAAUUGCUUGCGCAGGGCAUCGGAACUCUUGUUGGAGUCAGUUGGCCCCAGCAAUUUGCAAGUUGAUCCAGACCUAAGGAACACGAUCUACUGUGCGGGGUUGGUGAACGCCAGCGAAGAAGUAUUCCUGGCAGUUUGGAACAGAAUGCAGACGUCUACAGAUCAGGCUUUUCGGACGGACCUGAUCUACGCUCUUGGGUGCACGGAGAACAUCGAACUCAUGGAGAUGUUUUUGAAUACGUCAAUUGCCGACGAAUCGAGUGGCGUGAACUACUUCGGACAGGAGCGAGAACGAGUUUUCGGUUCAGUUUAUCGGAACAGUAUUAAGGGCACGAACAUUGCACUCCAAUUUUUCAAGAGUAACAUAAUGAAGAUUAAUGAGCUAUACAACAAAGGCAACUUCGGUGGUCGGGCUAUAGGAUCUGCAGUUACCGGUUUGUCUAAGUACAUCGUCGACGUGGAGUUGAAUACACUGUUCCAAGAUUUGAUCGAAACACUAUCCGAAGCCAAUCUACUACGCGAUACCGACAUUCUUCGAGCGUUGGAGCAAUCCAGCGAGAACCUGCAGUGGAUUAGCACCAGGGGCAAGGACAUCGAAGAUUGGUUGGAAAUACGUUAUCCAACAUCAACCGAAGCUCCUUCUACGACGACGACGACAACUGCAACAACAACUACGGAAGAAUCUUCUACUACGACCACGAGUGCUUCCACGUUCAGUACGAUCAAUGCAACCAGUAGUGCAGUGACAACAGCAGUAACAACCGAUGAAACGGUUACUUCUUCCCCUACAACGACUGCUACGGAGGAAUCCACUACAACGACACUCAUGCUCAGCACGGUCUUUGUGGAGAGCACUACAGCUGAGCCAUUUAUACAAACAACACCUGAUCCAAAUGCUGGGGGAGUAGCUCACAGUUUAAAAGUCACGAUAUCUUUGCUAAUGGCUUCUGUAGUGUUUAGUUUUAUGUGAAAGUUGUGUCGUGAUGGAAUGUUAAUGAAAAAUGAUGAAUGUAAAGUUGACUUAUAUUCGAAUUACUUAAUAAAGUAUUGAUGGUUCUGAGAGAAA